This is a messenger RNA of Abrus precatorius (Indian licorice), 1917 nucleotides long. Its product is annotated as putative FBD-associated F-box protein At1g61330. The record is from RefSeq and is a predicted model, not a curated record. Gene Ontology annotation, molecular function: protein binding. Bases 218 to 1642 code for a protein of 474 amino acids. The transcript is spliced from 3 exons. Lineage: Eukaryota; Viridiplantae; Streptophyta; Magnoliopsida; Fabales; Fabaceae.
AUUCAGAAAACCCAAUUACGUAAAAGGAAACUUAAUAAAUUUCAUGAUCGUGAUUUGGGAGUAUAAAUUCCAAUGCCCCUACAUUUUUUCAUCAAGUUCUUGGUUCAAUGGUUUACACAUGAGAACCAAUCGUUUAUACAUUCCCUUGUACGUUCAUUAGUUUUAUGGAAAACUGAUUUUUCAGUGAGAAAAAUUUCAUCUUUUCACUGCUUUCUCAAUGCCGAGGCUCCAAACAAAGCCCAAACGAAAGAGAGCCAAAGGGGUCUCACUCAGCCCAGAGGAGAGACCUCUUGCUAAUCUUCCAGAUGACGUGUUGGAGAAUGUUUUCUCUUUCUUACCCCUCGUAGAGGCAAUAAAAGCUUCCACUGUGUCGAAGAGGUUCAAAAAAUCAUGGCGUCUCAAUCGCAACUUCGUUUUUGGUAGAGAAUUUUCUCUGCGCUAUAACCGAGACGACCUCACUGCACUGGUGGAUCGCCACUUUGAUUCUCAUGAGGGUGAUCAGAUCCAAGUUUUUCAGCUCCAAAUUGAUCCGAUUGGGGUUGAAGAGUUGAUCCAAAAGUGGCUCCGAAUUUGCAUCCACAAGGGAGUACAAGAGUUGGAAUUUUACUUUUUCCAACCCGGUUUUACCCUCAGAGCUGAUUCUAUCGACAACCUUAAAUCAUUGAGAACCUUAAAGCUUGUCUACUGCGAUUUUCAAGUGCCACCUGUCCUCACAAGCAUGCAAUUCCUGAACACACUUGUUCUGUGGCAGCUUCAGCUCCCAGAAGAUAAGCUUGAGACGUUGUUGUGCGGUUGUAAGUUGCUUGAGACUCUUGAUUUGUUUCAGUGCUCUGUAAUUCGCCUUGCGUAUAUCCAGGUUAGGAACCACAGACGUUUCAAGGUGUUGAAAAUUUCUUGUUGCGCUGAUUUGGAAGAGAUUGUGAUCGAUUCCCCAACCCUAAGUUCUAUGUUCUAUUGUGGGUACGUAGUAAGUAUCCGAUUCUUUAACAAAGUUGAAUUGGAAGAGGCGAUCUUCAACUUUGAACCUGCUAGUUACAGAAGCUAUUUGCCAUCUUCUCUGGUGGAUCGUCUUGUCCUUGAUAUCAGUCAUGUCAAGGUUCUAUCCGCUUCAGCUCUAGUUCCUGAGGCUAUGGCUGCUAGGGUUCGUAAUGGGUAUUUUCGAGACGCAAAUUUCUGUUUGGAGAAUCUCACGGAAUUUCAGUUGUUCAUGGAAGGGGGACUUUUUUGCAAUCCAUACGAUGUUCUCAUGUUUCUCCAGCACUGCCCUAAACUGGAGAAGCUGAUAAUCGAUCUGAAUGACUACAAUUUUGAUUGUGGAACGUACUGGGAAUUGCAUCAGAAGCCUAACAUUGACAAAUUUAGUGACUUUAAUCGGCUAAAAGAUGUUAAGCUGAAGGGCUUCAAGUUUCUGCCGUCUGAACUUGAAUUUGUGAAAAUCCUUCUUCAGAGAGCAAUCUCUUUGGAGACGCUGAUUUUCGUCACACCAAAGAAUGGCCGUACUAAGUUGAACUCAGAAGAUAAACUCAAAUAUAAACAUAUUAUUCUCAGUUGGAAAGCCUCGCCAGCAGCAAAAGUAGUUUUAUAUGAGCAUUCUCAAGACAAAGGGGAAGUUACUCCAUCCCAUCCAAAAUGUUGGUUCUGAUGAGAUCAAUCACCGUUUAGGUGGUAAUUAAGGAUGUGUUUGUUUGAAUAAAUAAAAAUAUAAAAUGUAAGAUAAUUAGUAAUGUGUGGUUAGAAGGAUAACUUUGGGUGUAAGUAAAUAUUCUCUUAAAACUAGGUUAAAGAUUGAAGGAUUACCCUAUAUUUCAAAUAAACAAAGAAACUAAUCCUUAAAUUUUGCGAUCCAAUAAUUUUAAGUUAAUGCUAGACCUACCCUGAAGUUAUUCAUUUAGAUUUCGAAGUUGCUUUUGGAGAGGA